This is a messenger RNA of Ziziphus jujuba (common jujube), 1993 nucleotides long. RefSeq names its product cyclin-dependent kinase F-1. Bases 308 to 1744 code for a protein of 478 amino acids. Lineage: Eukaryota; Viridiplantae; Streptophyta; Magnoliopsida; Rosales; Rhamnaceae. The record is from RefSeq and is a predicted model, not a curated record. Gene Ontology annotation, biological process: protein phosphorylation. Gene Ontology annotation, cellular component: nucleus. The transcript is spliced from 2 exons. Gene Ontology annotation, molecular function: ATP binding.
UUAAUUCAUGUAGAAUGAUAACAGGCAUCCUACUAACAUAUAGCAAUACUCAAUUUUAAUUCUCAGGAAGCAGAUAAAAAAAAAAUUAAAAUAAAAAGUGGCACCUUUAAUUAUUUUCAUUCAUCUCUGUUCAUCGUCAUCAUCAUCCAUACAGUAAGUCUACAACGCCUUUCUCCGUCUGAGAAAAUCAUAAAAAGUACCGUCUUUGAAGUUUCUCAGCACCCAUAAAGUAAACCCUUCAAAACCCUCUUCUUCUCUCUCUCUCUCUCUCUCUCUCUCUUUCUAUCUCUGGUUUGGUAUUCUUGAGAUGGACCCUCCACCACCCAAGAGCUGGAGCAUCCAUACCCGACCCGAGAUUAUCCAGAAAUACGAGAUCCUCGAGCGGGUAGGCUCCGGCGCCUAUUCCGACGUCUACAGAGCACGUCGGCUGUCCGACAAUCUCAUCGUGGCGCUCAAGGAGGUCCACGAUUACCAGUCCGCUUUCCGUGAGAUCGAGGCCCUCCAGAUCCUCCACAACUCGCCCAACGUCGUUGUAUUGCACGAGUACUUCUGGCGCGAGGAUGAGGAUGCCGUGCUCGUCAUGGAGUUCCUCAAGACCGACUUGGCUUCCGUCAUCAAGGAGGCCAAGAAGAGGGAAGGUGGUGGUGGUGGUGGUGGGAUUGGUGUUGGCGAGCUCAAGCGAUGGAUUCUCCAGAUUCUCUCUGGGGUCGACGUGUGUCAUCGGAAUAUGAUCGUGCAUCGGGAUUUGAAGCCCAGCAAUCUGUUGGUCUCUGAUGAAGGAGUGCUCAAGUUGGCUGAUUUUGGGCAGGCAAGGAUACUACUGGAGUCUGGAUAUGUUGCUUCUGGUGAGAAUCCACAACCAUAUGAAGAAGACCCAGGAGAACCUCUCAGCCAGGCAGAUGCCUUCCGGCCAUCUGACAUUACUCCUGACACAGACACCUCAAGUCAAGGAGGGUUCAGAGGUCAAGAGCAUGUAACCAUGAGUAAAGAAGAAUAUUUCAAAGUGUUAGAUGAGCUAAAGUCUAAAAAUUUAGAUAAGGAUACAAAUGUUCAAGAUGGAGAUACUUCUUGCCUAGCCACAUGUACGACAAGCGACAGAGAGGAUGAUCCAUUCAAAAGUUCAUGUUCGUUUGAGGCAGAGGAGGCUGGAGACAAUAGAGAAGGUUCCCUUACAUCCUGUGUUGGAACUCGUUGGUACAGAGCACCAGAGCUUCUCUAUGGAUCCACAAGCUAUGGUUUGGAGAUUGAUCUAUGGUCGUUGGGCUGUAUUCUUGCGGAGCUUUGUACUCUGCAGCCCCUUUUCCCUGGAACUUCUGAUAUUGAUCAGCUAAGCAGAAUUAUGAGUGUUUUGGGCAACUUAAAUGAGGAAACCUGGCCAGGGUGUGUUAAACUUCCCGAUUACAGGACAAUCUCCUUUAACAAGGUGGAAAAUCCAAUUGGUUUGGAAGCCUGCCUCCUCAACCGUACUGCCGAAGAAAUCUCUCUGGUCAAAAAACUUGUUUGUUACGACCCAUCUAGGAGAGCUACUGCAAUGGAACUCUUCAAUGAGAAGUAUUUCAAGGAAGAGCCUCUUCCAGUUCCCCUAUCUGAACUCCACGUUCCUUCCUCCAAAAAUGGACAAGAUGAGGAUUCUCCUGGUGGGUGGUAUGAUUACGAUGAAAUGGAUUCGGAUUCGGAUUUUGAAGACUUCGGCCCAAUGAAUGUUACAACUACAAGUACAGGUUUUUCCAUAGAGUUUCCCUGACCUCAAAGUCAAAGGCAUAUAUAGUUUCUUCUAUGAAUUUGUUGACAUCAUUUAGUGUUUGUAGAGUUUCUGGAAAGCCACAGAUUAGGCUCUUUUUUCUGCUUUGUUCAUCAGAGAGGAGAUCUUUUAAUUUAUUAUUGGGGAGUGAAAAUAUCUUUGAAAUCUAUUCGAUAUGGGUAUUGGUUGUACCAAAGUAAUUCUUGUAAUACUUUACCUUACUAAUGAAGAAUUUUGUUGGCGGUUUUUUAA